Lathyrus oleraceus (garden pea) is the source of this 1482-nucleotide messenger RNA. RefSeq lists its product as uncharacterized. Lineage: Eukaryota; Viridiplantae; Streptophyta; Magnoliopsida; Fabales; Fabaceae. The record is from RefSeq and is a predicted model, not a curated record. The coding region runs from base 1 to 1482 and encodes 493 amino acids. The transcript has a single exon. Gene Ontology annotation, molecular function: zinc ion binding; nucleic acid binding.
AUGAACUGUUCAGAUGCACAGAAGGUGCAGUUUGGCACUCAUAUGCUUGAGAAAGAUGUCAAGGAUUGGUGGCGCAACACUAUUAAGAGAUUUGAUGAGGAUAUAAUUGAAGUGACUUGGGCACUUUUCCGUGAUGCUUUUCUGGAGAAGUAUUUUCUAGAAGAUUUUUGUGGAAAGAAGGAAAUUGAAUUCCUUGAGUUGAAGCAAGGUAAUGGUACCGUAGCUGGGUAUGCUGCAAAGUUUGAGGAGUUGAUCAAAUUUUGUCCCCAUUACAAUACUGCUAAUGUUGAGAGAUCCAAAUGUCUUAAGUUUGUGAAUGGCUUGAGACCUGAUAUCAAGAAGGCAAUGUGUCACCAACAGAUUACGAGAUUUUCUGAGUUGGUUAACAAGAGUAGGAUCUAUGAUGAGGAUAGCCGUGAGAGUGUUGCUCAUUACAAGUCCUUGAAUGAUAAGAAAGGAAAGGGGCAAUUCCGAGGGAAGGCGUAUGAUGGUAAGAAGAAAGCUAGUGAUGGCAAGAAGCUGAGUGAGGGAGGAUCUCACACUUCUGUCAAGUGCUUCAGAUGUGGUGUUGAGGGACAUCGUGCUCCUGAGUGUCCUAUGAGAGAUGUGACUUGUUUCAAGUGUGGAAAGCAAGGUCACAAAUAUUUUGAUUGCAGAGUUGGUUUGAAUGUGACUUGCUACAACUGUGGUAAGCAAGGACACAUUAGUACCAAGUGCAAUAAGCCGAAUAAGGAGCAAUCCAAAGGGAAAAUGUUUGCAUUUUUUGGUGCUGAUACUUCUGUCGAGGAGAGAUUGAUUCGAGGUACGUGCUUUAUUAAUAAUAUGCCUUUGCUUGCUAUUAUUGAUACUAGUACGACACAUUAUUUUAUUUCAUUGGAUUAUACAAAGAGAUUGAAUCUUGAAUUAUCUGUUAUGUGUGGAAGCAUGGUUAUUGAUACUCCGACGAUGGGUUCAGUGGCUACUUCAUCUGUUUGUUUGAAAUGUCCGUUGAAUAUUUGUGAUAAAGAUUUGGAAGUUGAUUUAGUGUGUCUUCCAUUGAGUCAACUUGAUGUUAUUUUGGGAAUGGACUGGUUGAGGGACAAUCAUGUCUAUAUCAAUUGUUUUACGAAAGCUGUUCUUUUUCUUGAGCUAGAGAAGGAAGGUGAUUUAUUCUUAUCUACUCAACAAGUGAAUGAAUCUGUGCGAGAUGGUGCUGAAGUGUUUAUGUUGGUGGAAAGUUUGAAUCUUAGUGAAAAUGGAACAAUGGGUGAAUUUCCAGUUGUUCAUGAUUUUCCUGAAGUGUUUCCCGAUGAGGUUAGCGAUUUGCCGCCUGAACAUGAAGUUGAGUUCACGAUUGAAUUUAUUCCUGGUAUUAGUUUGGUUUCGAUAGCUUCGUAUCGGAUGUCACCAUCUGAGUUGAAAGAGUUGAAGAGUCAACUAGAGGAUUUGCUUGAUAAGAGGUUUAUUCAUCCGAUUGUGUCACCGUGGGGUGCACCUUGUUAG